AUGAAAAAAUCCGACAGAAUCGUCAUUGUGGGAGCCGGCGUGUUUGGACUGACUACUGCACGCCAGUUGGCCUCUGAGGGCUAUGAGAAUGUCACCGUGAUUGACAGGAACAUGCCGCCAGUUCCAGAUGGCUCUAGUGUUGACAUCUCACGAGUAAUCCGAUUCCAUUAUGGCGAUGACGCUUACUUGCGCCUUGCCUACGAUGCCUAUCAGAAAUGGUCCAAGAUGCUCAAGUAUCACAACAUCUUCUUCCCCUCGCCGUUCAUCCUCACUUCGAAUUCAGAUCGGCCAUUUGGACGUUUGUAUAUUGAAAAAUGCACUGCUGCCCUGGAUCAGCGAGGUUUUCGCUGGAAAAGGCUGGAGAAUGCCCGGGAGGCGAAGCAAAUGUACCCUACCCUAAGUGGCCCCCUCGCGGCUCCUGGGUUCUUUGGUUAUACCAACGUUCAAGCGGGAUGGGCAGAUGCUCACAAGGCAAUUAGCCAGCUGCGGGAUGAUUGCAUUGAGCUCGGCGUGUCAUUUAUCACUGGCAGAGCCGGGACCGCCAUAGGUUUUGAGGCCAACUCGGACGGGCAGAUCUACGCCGUCCGGACACUUGCUGCUAAUCAGAUCAAAGGCGAUCACUUCAUUCUUGCAGCCGGCGCAUGGGCAUCGAGUCUUGCUCCUUUCUACAACUCCACGUUAUCUACAGCUCAGGUUGUUGGCUACAUGGAGCUGACCGACGAUGAGAUGGAGCGAUUGAAGCAUCUCCCCAUCUGCAUCAACUUUUCCACCGGUUGGUUCAAUUUCCCUCCCCACAAGGAAACGCGGAUGCUCAAGAUGGCAAUCCACGGCUGGGGCUAUACUCGGUCACCGUCGACUGAAGAAAAGGCCCUCCUCAACGCAGACGUUUCGAAUCCCCCGCUCAAGGCACCUCGCGAGCGGGCCAAUUUUGUGCCCCGGGAUGGAGAGGAGAGGCUCAGGGAAGGACUUGCAGAGAUCCUGCCUGAAUUGGCCGACCGUCCGUUUCAGCGAGUGGCACUCUGCUGGUACACAGACACUCCCAGUGGUGAUUUCAUCAUGGACUACCACCCUGAUUAUAAGAACCUCUUUGUUGCAGACGGAGGGAGCGGGCACGCUUUCAAGUUCCUGCCAGUGCUGGGAGAAUACGUGUCACUUGGGUUAAAAGGCUUGCUUCCCGCAAACCUAGCAGAAAAAUGGAGAUUCAGAGAAGAGUUCAAAGGUAACUCCAAUGCUUUCGAAGGAGAUGGAAGUCGAGGAGGACCGGAGAGGCGCGAGCUACGGCCUGAUGAGGUUAAAGCUAGACUUUGA
Ilyonectria robusta is the source of this 1308-nucleotide messenger RNA. Its product is annotated as FAD dependent oxidoreductase. The transcript has 3 exons. Gene Ontology annotation, molecular function: sarcosine oxidase activity; L-pipecolate oxidase activity; flavin adenine dinucleotide binding. The record is from RefSeq and is a predicted model, not a curated record. Lineage: Eukaryota; Fungi; Ascomycota; Sordariomycetes; Hypocreales; Nectriaceae. The coding region runs from base 1 to 1308 and encodes 435 amino acids.